AUGAAUACCCUGGAGGAUCAAGCCGAGGCCGCUAUCAAAGCUAAGGACGUAGCCGAAGAAAAAGCGAGUGCUGCUGAGGCUACAAACAAAGUCCUUCAGGCCCAGCUGAAAGAGGCCGAGGAUAAGACGGCCAAGGCCCAAAAAAAUCUUGAAGAUGCCUUGGCUAACAAAGAGGCCGAAAUCAAGGCCGCCGACGAGAAGGCAUAUGCCGAGGGGAUGGCCGAUGUCACAGCGGACUACGAAAAGCAAGUGAAGCAGGGUGAUGAAGUUCCCAAAGAUGCUACUGCUGAAAAGGCAUCAAUCGACGUGCCCCUUGCCGACAAAAGCCUUGACGAAACCCUUCAAGAAAUUGAUGUCGAGCUUGUGGCGGAAAAGGCUGCCGAGGUGUCUUCCCAACAAUCGUCUGAACUUCAAACCCAACCAACUGCUACUGCUGAGGAGUCUUAG
This is a messenger RNA of Camellia sinensis, 447 nucleotides long. The record is from RefSeq and is a predicted model, not a curated record. NCBI's taxonomy places the organism in Eukaryota, Viridiplantae, Streptophyta, Magnoliopsida, Ericales, Theaceae.